This is a messenger RNA of Quercus robur (English oak), 750 nucleotides long. RefSeq lists its product as uncharacterized. Bases 1 to 750 code for a protein of 249 amino acids. NCBI's taxonomy places the organism in Eukaryota, Viridiplantae, Streptophyta, Magnoliopsida, Fagales, Fagaceae. The transcript has a single exon. The record is from RefSeq and is a predicted model, not a curated record.
AUGGCUGUUUACUCCAAAUAUGAGGCCUUGAUGUGUAAGGUCUUUCCAUCUAGCUUAGGCCCAGUGGCGAUGAGGUGGUUCACCGGUUUAAAGGCGAACUCUAUUGACUCCUUUAAGAAACUCACCCGAGCUUUUGGUGCUCACUUUAUUGCUUGUAGCAGGGUUCCUUGGUCUUUGGGAUCCUUAUUAUCUAUGUCCAUGCGAGAGGGUGAGACUCUGAAGGCUUAUUCAGAUAGAUAUUGGGAGAUGUUUAACGAAAUAGAAGGAGAUUACAAUGAUGUGGCCAUUAGCACUUUUAAGGCUGGUCUUCCAGCUGAGCAUGAUUUGAGGAAAUCUCUAACUGGUAAACCUGUUACCAGUGUAUGCCAACUGAUGGAUCGGAUUGACAAGUACAGAAGAGUAGAAGAAGACCAACUGCAGGGGAAAGGAAAGGCUAAGGUGAUCCCUCAGGAAAGGAGGGAUUUCAAGUUGGACCGAUACAAUAAUAACCGACCUCGGAAAGACUUUGUUGGGCAGUCAGGAUCUGCCAACACCCAGGUGGUUAACGCUGUGUUUCGAGAACCCGUGCAACAAGUACUAGAAAAGAUUAAGAAUGAGUCGUUCUUCAAAUGGCCAAAUAAGAUGGCAAGAGAUCCUAUGAGACGCAACCAGAACCUUUAUUGCCACUAUCAUCAAGAUCAUGGACACACUACUGAGGAUUGCAGAAAUUUGAGGGACCAUAUGGACCAAUCAUUCCAGUGGUCGGGGUAG